Cryptomeria japonica (Japanese cedar) is the source of this 810-nucleotide messenger RNA. Its product is annotated as NADH dehydrogenase [ubiquinone] 1 beta subcomplex subunit 7. Gene Ontology annotation, cellular component: mitochondrion. The record is from RefSeq and is a predicted model, not a curated record. The transcript is spliced from 2 exons. Lineage: Eukaryota; Viridiplantae; Streptophyta; Pinopsida; Cupressales; Cupressaceae. Bases 58 to 351 code for a protein of 97 amino acids.
AAACUCUUUUGUGUGAUAUAGAAAAGGGUGAGUGCGAUUAUUACACACAAAUUAGCAAUGGCGGAAGAAAUUCCCCCGAAGCAGCAGAUUGCUACGCAGGAAGAGAUGAUGAAAGCGCGUGUGCCGUUGGGAUACAGAGAUCAGUGUGCGCACUUGCUUAUUCCUCUGAAUGAAUGCAGGGUUAAGGAGUUUUAUUUGCCAUGGAAAUGCGAGCACGAUAGGCACACUUAUGAGAAAUGCGAGUAUGAGCUGUUCAUGGAGCGCGUCAGGAAGAUGCAGAAGAUUCGGAAGGAGGCUAAAUUGCUCGGCAGGGAUCCCAUGGAGUUGCUGGCUGAGCGCGCCGCUACAUGAUCGUGUAGGUAAUUUGAUUGCUUGAGAUCCAUCUCACAGCAUAUUUUUUAAAGAUGGUUCAAGAAAUCUACAAUUUCUGAGUCUAUGUUCAAAUUAAGGUAGGAACUUGACUUGAUACUUAAACAUUGGAAUUUGGAGAUGGACCGGAUAUUGUGACAAAAUAAGUUGGGACUUGACAUGAUGUUGUAAGCCACUCGUGAACUUCUAAUUCAGAAAAUUUGAUAACAUGGUCCCUGUCUGUGUGCUACAAAUGUACUUGCCAUGCAGUAGAGUAUUAAAUUGGAAUUUGUUGUUUUCAUUGAAACAAUGUGUUCUCUGGUGUAAAUUGGUAUUUUACUAAACAUUGAUGUGCCAAAUUUCUAUGCAUGAAUCAAUUUGCAGAAAUGAAACCUCAUUUGGAUCCUUAUCAUGUAGAAAGAUUACAUUCUGUUUUAUGCACGGAAGCCUCUUUAUGUGGGA